Messenger RNA from Symbiodinium sp. CCMP2456, 3384 nucleotides. NCBI's taxonomy places the organism in Eukaryota, Dinophyceae, Suessiales, Symbiodiniaceae. The record is from the annotation of a GenBank genome assembly.
AUGGCAGAGAGCUCCGCCAGCUCCGGGUCUGUGCGUCUGCCCGAGGUCCCAGAAAAACCUCAAGAAGCCGCAGUCGGCCAAGCCGAAGGCGUCCGACAAGGAUGCCAAGCAAAAGGAGGAUUCUGUGCGAGCCCGAGGACUUGUGGGUACCAAGCGGUGAGUUCAGGAGCAUCGGAACAGCAUGAGGGCCUAACGUGUGAAAGUCUAACCGAGGAGCUGGACAUUGAGGAGCUGGCGAAGAAGUACAAGACCAACCUGAAGAAGGGACUCACAGGCAAAAAGGCUGCCGAAAUCCUCGAGAGAGAUGGAUUGAACGAGUUGGAGAAACCGCCCAAGCCCACGCUGCUGAUGCUCUUCCUCAUGCAGCUCACGAGCUUCAUCAUCAUCCUCCUCAUGGUGGCAGCCGUGGCCUCCAUCCUCGUGAACGCCACGGGCCCUAAUGCUGCGGAUCCGCUCUCCUACACGACAGGCAUUGCCAUUGCCGCCCGUCUGCAAGUGCGCUUGCAGAAGCACCGUAUCGGCCGCAUUGCCAAGCUUAUCGCCGGCGAGGAGCCACAGCGACUUGCAGAAGCCGACGGUGGACAGAAGACCACCUGCUUCUGCUUCCCGGACACUUCUGGCAGCCAAACGCCCCUGCAGCAGAACCUGAACAAGCUAGGCGCUCGUAUCGGUGUCCUCGCGAUUGUCAUUUGCGUCGGCAUCUUCAUCAUCGGUUGGGUUACGGACCGCAAAGACCCCGCCAAUCCGGAGAGUGCUGCAUGGCUCUACAUGAUUCUGGUGUCCGUUACCUUGGCGGUGGCUGCCAUUCCAGAAGGCAUCCCACUCUGCGUGACCAUCUCGCUGACAUGGCCGGUGAACCAGGAAGUGCUGGUUCGCAAGCUUGCAGCCGUGGAGACUCUGGGCUCGGCUUCCGUCAUCUGCAGUGACAAGACGGGCAAGAUGACCAUGGUUGGUAUGUACACCGCCGGCGUGACCUAUGACGUGACGGGAAAGGGAUUUGACCCGGAGGUUGGCCAAGUGCAGCGUAGCGGCAGCACCGCCAACAGCGGGAAGGACAUGGGCAGCUCGGCUUGGCGUGAAGAGCAAUCUGCUGGCGGCCACAAGCUCAGCGAAGCCAUCUUGUGCUGCAACACGACGCUCUCGAAAGAGAAGGACGAGGAUGGAGUGAUGAAGUGGACACCGAAGGGCAACUCCUCCGAGGCGCCGAUCGUCGUGGCUGCCCGCAAAGUGGGCUUGUCGGAGACCAUCGCCAGCCCUCCGACUGCCGACUCCGAAUCAUCCUCGCUGACGGUGUCUCGCGUGAAGGGCGCGGAGAUUUGCCCCGGUGGAAUGCCGCUGCCAGCAGGCACCAACUACCUGGCUGUGUGCAAGGGGGUUCGGGCCCUCAGCAGCUUCCCGGGCUUUGGCACGGACAUGAGUGGAAAGAGUGGAAUGCCAGGUGUAGCGAAACUGACGGAAGAUGACAAGAAGGAGAGAUACUGUUCCUCUUUGGGUCCUAGCCUUGAGAUCCUGCAGAUCGUGGACGGCACCAGCCCCAGCAGAAGCAAGACUUUGCGCUUGGAACCCAACUUACCCCACCUGCUUCUGCUGAGGGAGCAUCUUCCCCCUUCCAGCCAGAAUCUGCAACAAGCUUCCAGAGAGAAGAGGUAUGACGAGAACAAUGAGGAUGCAUCUCGGAUUGGGAGCAACUUCAUUGAUGUUGAAUUGAUCUCCACGGAUCAGAAGUUCGAAGCUUGCCGCAAGCAGCUGCGCUUGAUUGGACUGGUCGCGUCUAUCGAUCCCGAGCGCGAUGGCGUGCCGGAUUCUGUCCUCGCAGCCCGUGGUGCGGGCAUUCGCGUGGUGCUUCUGUCGUGCAACAAGAUUCUGCCAGUCAUGAUCACAGGUGACUAUCUCCUUACGGCCAUUGCUAUUGCCAAGAACGUCAACAUCCUGCAGCCCUGCGAUGAUCCCGAUGUCUCUGCUGUUGACUGCGCCUGCCUCCGCCCCGAUGGUGAGUACCUGGAUAACAAGGAGAUGGACAAACUGACAGGUUCUGUCCGAGUCUUCGCCCGCGCCAAGCCAGAGGAUAAGCUGGAGAUUGUCAAGAGCAUCCAAAGACAAGGUCAAGUGGCGGCGAUGACAGGUGUCAACGAUGCCCCGGCACUGAAUCAAGCCGACAUUGGCGUGGCCAUGGGUAUCCAGGGCACAGAGGCCCGUCAAGCACGCUGCUCAUUUCUGCAAGAUAUGGAGCUGAGGAUCUUGACAGAUGACAACUUCUGUUCCAUCGUGGUGGAAAAGGGGCGUGCCAUCUAUGCUGGCAUCCAGAAGUUCGUGGCUUUCAUCAUGUCGGUGCACAUUGCAGAGGCUUGUGCCGCCAGGACUUGCAUCGGCGAUUUCACCAUGCGGGUGCGCACACCCCUGAAGGUGAUGCAGAUCUUCAUCUGCAUCGUGGUGGGCAUCCCCGUCAUGCGAACGCCUCUGCAGAUCCUGUUCUUGAUUCUGGUCACGGACUUGCCUCCUUCCAUUGCCCUGGGCGUCGAGCCAGGUGAGGCGAACAUCCUGAAGAUGCGUCCGCGCCCGAAGGACGAGCCCAUUGUGCUAAAUUGGAUGUGGCUGGCCAUGAUCAUGAAUGGCAUGGUCUUGACAGACCCACGGCUGCAAGGGCCGUGCCAGUAUGUGCAUGCAACGGUGAUUGUCGCCGUGUACUUGAUCUCGCUCAUGCACUUCUGCGAGGGCGAGAUUCUGCAAGCAAACAUUUACUUGCUAGAAGGUUACGAGACAAAGCUGCUGAGUUGCACGCGUUUGGCCAUGCAGCCGGAUAGAAGACAGGUGCAGUCUGAGAACAUCCGCGCUUACAUCUCCCGCUCCUUCACAAAUCCGAUGUGGCACGACAUCCUUGGAAACAAGGCUUCCCUGCUUCGCACCAGCGUGCCCGCGGCAACCGAGUUACAAUUUCAGGAAGUGUAUAUCAUGUCGACGGACGUGGAAGACUCUGGAAAGAGAUCGUCGCCCAAGGCUGUUCUGAUUCCGUAUCUGUCCGACAAGAUUCUGGGACUGCGAGGUCUCGAGAUUGGUCGCCUGCUCAGGUGGGAGGACCUUGUGGCGGAGGUUCUGGGAGCCGUGGCCGCAAAAGCAGUGAUCGGCAGAGCAGUUGAGGUGUCUUUGGUUGGGCUCUGGCAAUCGUUGGCCCAGUGGGUUGCUUCAUCCUCUCGGAAGGCUGCAAGCUCAUUAGUCGGGGCCGCAGGUGCCUAUCAGGCCAGGAAGUACCAGGAGUCUCUGGCAAUCUCUGACGCUUCGGAGACACGGAAAUCACCUCUGACUCGCAAGGGCACAGCAGCGGUGAAGCCGGCGAAGUCGGCGGCUGCGGCUCCUGAGGGCCGCUGCUGCUGGGGCUGGUUCUGGUGA